Messenger RNA from Gorilla gorilla gorilla (western lowland gorilla), 6890 nucleotides. RefSeq names its product nucleolar protein 6 (gene NOL6). The transcript is spliced from 30 exons. Lineage: Eukaryota; Metazoa; Chordata; Mammalia; Primates; Hominidae. Bases 2229 to 5681 code for a protein of 1150 amino acids. Gene Ontology annotation, biological process: rRNA processing; tRNA export from nucleus. Gene Ontology annotation, cellular component: small-subunit processome; CURI complex; UTP-C complex. The record is from RefSeq and is a predicted model, not a curated record.
CGCGCCAUUGUUUCCCAGCGGCUGCUCGCUGGGACCCCGCCAGCCCUCGAGCGCGGCCAUUCGCCGCGUUCUGCCCUCUCCCCGCUUUCCUCACGCUGGUGGUGGCCCUUUCCUCAGUCCUGCCGAUGUCCUCCAGCUGAUUCCAGGCUGUUCCCGGCCACCCCUGAGGCCGUCCUUUCGCUUCUUGUAAAAGUCUCCCCGACCCCUGAGCUCCCUCGGUCGCCUCCCGAAAAGCCAACGGGCCUCUCUGGUGGAGCGCCAGGUUGACAGCGUUUUAGCAGGACCGCGAGAAACCGGGGAGAUCCUCUUACAAGGAAAAACUCCAAGAUUGCAUCCCUGUUAUCUUUCCUCCAAAUAGUUUCUGAUCAUAAGUUAUUUGUUUAAAAAUGAUGUUUUAAUUAGAAUUUGAUGGCUUUUAAAAAACUUUUACUGACACUCAACAUGUUUGUUUUUGUAGGAGCUGACUAAGGCUUUGGAACAGAAACCAGAUGAUGCACACUAUUAUCGUCAAAGAGCUUAUUGUCACAUUCUUCUUGGGAAUUACUAUGAGACGGGGUUUCACUGUGUUAGCCAGGCUGGUUUCGAUUUCUUGACCUCGUGAUCCACCUGCCUCGGCCUCCCAAAGUGCUGGGAUUACACGCGUGAGCCGCCAUGCCCAGCCAAAAACCCAUCUUUUUCCACAUAGUUGCUGUUGCUGAUGCAAAGAAGUCUCGCGAAUUCAAUCCAAAUAAUUCCACUGCUGUGCUGAGAAAAGGGAUAUGUGAAUACCAUUAGAAAAAACUAUGCUGCUGCUCUAGAAACUUUUAUAGGAGGACAAAAAUUAGAAACUUUAGGCAAUGUUUGAAGAGAUUUUUGAUUAUCAUGAUUGGUGGAUGCGGGAUGAGCUGCUGACAUCUAAUGAGUAUAAACCAGGGGGUGCUACGAAACAGCCCAUAAUGGCCAGGACAGUCCUGCCCAACAGAGAAGUAUCUGGUUCAAAACGUCAGUAGUGCUGAGUUAAGAAACUCUGCUCUUACGUAUUAUAUGUUAAAUUCUAACUCUGUACUGCUUUGAAUGUUUGCUUUUCUGCUGUAUACCUACUCAAAAAAGGGAUUUUAGGCCUGAUUACACAAAUGGAAGCUACAAAUUAGGAAAGGAAAGGUCUGGGCGACAGGGCUUAUUGUCAAAUUUGCUUAUCCCAGUUUCAGUUUUGGUAUGUGAAUAAUAGGGCUAUUCAGUCAGGAAGACAGCAUAUCUACACUCCUAGCAAAUUCCAGAGUCAAGUUAUCUAGUGCCUUGAUACAUACUUGAAACCCCUGAAAAAACAUGAGUCAUACCAUCCUCUACAUUUUCUUUUUUUUGAGACAAGGUCUCAUUCUGUUGCCCAGGCUGGAAUGCAGUGAUGUGAUCUUGGGUCACUGCAACCUCCACCUCCUGAGCUCAAGUCAUUCACCCACCCCAGCCCCCCAAGUCACUGGGGCUAUAGGCACGUGCCACCACAUCUGAUGAAAUUGUGCUUUUUUUUCGCAGAAACAGGGUUUCGCCCUGUUACAAAGGCUGGUCUUGAACUCCUGGGCUAAAGUGAUCCACCUGCCUCAGCCUCCCAAAGUGUUGGGGUUACAGGCGUGAGCCUUCAUGCCUGACCUCAUCCUCUGCAUUUCUAGGCCUUAUUACUUUUAAGAGCAAUAGAAAAGUUUCCUGCCUAAAUUCUUUUCUUUUUUUUUUCUUCUUUUUGGACCUGGGGGCACAGAGCCUUACUCUUUCACCCAGACUUGAGUGCAAUGGCACCAUUAUAGUUCACUGCAGCCUUGAAUUCCUGAGCUCAAGCUGUCCUUCUGCCUCUGCCUUCUGAGUAGCUGGGAAUACAGGCACGUGCCAUCACACUAAGCUAAUUAAACAUUUUUGUGUAGAGAUGAGGUCUUGCUACAUUGCCCAGACUGGUCUCUGAACUCCUGGCCUCAAGUGAUCCUACUGCCUUGGCCUCCCAAAGCUCUGGCAUUACAGACAUGAGCCACUGCACUUGGCCCCUAAAUUCUUUUCUUGAGUUUUCUUUCUUUCUUUCCCUUCUUUCGUUUUCUUUCCUUCCUUUCCUUCCUUCCUUUCUUUUUUUUUUUUUUUGAGACAGAGUCUCGCCCUGUCUCCCAGCCUGGAGCGCAGUGGUGCAUUCUCGGCUCACUGCAACCUCUGCCUCCUGGGUUCAAGUGAUUCUCCUGCCUCAGCCUCCGGAGAAGCUGGGAUUACAGGUGCAGAUGCUAAUUUCAGUGACUGGAUUAAAAGGUGUCAAGAAGCUCAGAAUGGUAUGUAGAUCUCCCAUGGUGAUGGAACCAGCCCUGGAAGGCACAGGCAAAGAGGGGAAGAAAGCAUCCUCCAGGAAGCGUACCUUGGCUGAACCUCCAGCGAAGGGCCUCCUGCAGCCAGUGAAGCUCAGCAGGGCAGAACUGUACAAGGAGCCUACCAAUGAGGAGCUUAAUCGCCUUCGGGAGACUGAGAUCUUGUUCCACUCCAGCUUGCUUCGUUUACAGGUAGAGGAGCUACUAAAGGAAGUAAGGCUGUCAGAGAAGAAGAAGGAUCGGAUUGAUGCCUUCCUACGGGAGGUCAACCAGCGGGUCGUGAGGGUGCCCUCAGUCCCUGAGACAGAGCUCACUGACCAGGCAUGGCUCCCAGCUGGGGUUCGAGUGCCCCUCCACCAAGUGCCCUAUGCCGUGAAGGGCUGUUUCCGCUUCCUGCCCCCAACCCAGGUUACUGUUGUGGGCAGCUACCUUCUGGGCACCUGCAUCCGGCCAGACAUCAAUGUGGAUGUGGCACUGACCAUGCCCAGGGAAAUCCUACAGGACAAGGACGGGCUGAACCAGCGCUACUUCCGCAAGCGUGCCCUCUACCUGGCCCACUUGGCUCACCACCUGGGCCAGGACCCCCUCUUUGGCAGUGUUUGCUUCUCCUACACAAAUGGCUGCCACCUGAAACCCUCACUGUUGCUGCGGCCGCGUGGAAAGGAUGAGCGCCUGGUCACUGUACGUCUGCAUCCGUGCCCUCCACCUGACUUCUUCCGCCCGUGCCGCUUGCUGCCAACCAAGAACAAUGUGCGCUCUGCCUGGUACCGAGGGCAGAGUCCUGCAGGGGAUGGUAGCCCAGAGCCUCCUACCCCCCGCUAUAACACAUGGGUCCUGCAAGAUACAGUUCUCGAGUCCCAUUUGCAGCUGCUGUCAACCGUUCUGAGUUUAGCCCAGGGCCUGAAGGAUGGCGUGGCACUUCUGAAGGUCUGGCUGCGGCAGCGGGAGCUGGACAAGGGCCAGGGUGGGUUUACUGGGUUCCUUGUCUCCAUGCUGGUUGUCUUCCUUGUGUCUACACGCAAGAUCCAUACCACCAUGAGUGGCUACCAGGUCCUGAGAAGUGUCUUGCAGUUUCUGGCCACUGCAGACCUGACAGUCAACGGGAUCAGUUUAUGUCUCAGCUCAGAUCCCUCUUUGCCGGCCCUGGCUGACUUCCACCAGGCCUUCUCUGUUGUCUUCCUGGACUCCUCAGGCCGUCUCAACCUCUGUGCUGAUGUCACUGCCUCUACUUACCACCAGGUGCAGCAUGAGGCACGGCUGUCUAUGAUGUUGCUGGACAGCAGAGCUGACGACGGGUUCCACCUGCUGUUGAUGACUCCCAAACCCAUGAUCCGGGCUUUCGACCAUGUCCUACAUCUCCGUCCACUGAGUCGCCUGCAGGCAGCGUGCCACCGGCUGAAGCUCUGGCCAGAGCUGCAGGACAAUGGUGGGGACUAUGUCUCAGCUGCUUUGGGCCCCCUGACCACCCUCCUGGAGCAGGGCCUGGGGGCUCGGCUGAAGCUGCUGGCUCACUCUCGACUCCCAGUCCCAGAGUGGGACAUCAGCCAAGAUCCACCAAAGCACAAAGACUCUGGGACCCUGACCCUGGGACUCCUUCUCCGGCCUGAGGGACUGACCAGCGUCCUUGAGCUGGGUCCAGAGGCAGACCAGCCUGAGGCUGCUAAAUUCCGCCAGUUCUGGGGAUCCCGCUCGGAGCUUCGGCGUUUCCAGGACGGAGCCAUUCGGGAAGCUGUAGUCUGGGAGGCAGCCUCUAUGUCCCAGAAGCGCCUCAUUCCCCACCAGGUGGUCACCCACCUCUUGGCACUCCAUGCUGACAUCCCAGAAACCUGUGUCCACUAUGUGGGGGGCCCCCUGGAUGCACUUAUCCAAGGCCUGAAAGAGACCUCCAGCACAGGCGAGGAGGCCCUGGUAGCGGCGGUACGUUGCUAUGACGACCUCAGUCGCCUACUGUGGGGGCUAGAGGGUCUCCCACUGACCGUGUCUGCUGUUCAGGGAGCUCACCCAGUGCUGCGCUACACAGAGGUGUUCCCACCAACUCCAGUCCGUCCAGCCUCCUCCUUCUAUGAGCCUCUGCGGGAGCGGUCCUCACUGCUGCCCCGGCUCAAUAAGCCCUGUCCGGCCUACGUGGAGCCCAUGACCGUGGUUUGUCACCUGGAGGGCAGUGGCCAGUGGCCACAGGACGCUGAGGCCGUGCAGCGGGUCCGAGCUGCCUUCCAGCUGCGCCUGGCAGAGCUGUUGACACAACAGCAUGGUCUGCAGUGCUGUGCCACUGCCACGCACACGGAUGUCCUUAAGGAUGGAUUUGUGUUUCGGAUUCGCGUGGCCUAUCAGCGGGAGCCCCAGAUCCUGAAGGAGGUGCAGAGCCCAGAGGGGAUGAUCUCGCUGAGGGACACAGCUGCCUCCCUCCGCCUUGAGAGAGACACAAGGCAGUUGCCGCUGCUCACCAGUGCCCUGCACGGACUGCAGCAGCAGCACCCAGCCUUCUCUGGUGUGGCACGGCUGGCCAAGCGGUGGGUGCGUGCCCAGCUUCUUGGUGAGGGUUUCGCUGAUGAGAGCCUGGAUCUGGUGGCCGCUGCCCUUUUCCUGCACCCUGAGCCCUUCACCCCUCCGAGUUCCCCCCAGGUUGGCUUCCUUCGAUUCCUUUUCUUGGUAUCAACGUUUGAUUGGAAGAACAACCCCCUCUUUGUCAAUCUCAAUAAUGAGCUCACUGUGGAGGAGCAGGUGGAGAUCCGCAGUGGCUUCCUGGCAACUCGGGCACAGCUCCCCGUCAUGGUCAUUGUUACCCCCCAAGACCGCAAAAACUCUGUGUGGACACAGGAUGGACCCUCAGCCCAGAUCCUGCAGCAGCUUGUGGUCCUGGCAGCUGAAGCCCUGCCCAUGUUAGAGAAGCAGCUCAUGGAUCCCCGGGGACCUGGGGACAUCAGGACAGUGUUCCGGCCGCCCUUGGACAUUUACGAUGUGCUGAUUCGCCUGUCUCCUCGCCAUAUCCCGCGGCACCGCCAGGCUGUGGACUCACCAGCUGCCUCCUUCUGCCGGGGCCUGCUCAGCCAGCCGGGGCCCUCAUCCCUGAUGCCCGUGCUGGGCUAUGAUCCUCCUCAGCUCUAUCUGACGCAGCUCAGGGAGGCCUUUGGGGAUCUGGCCCUUUUCUUCUAUGACCAGCAUGGUGGAGAGGUGAUUGGUGUCCUCUGGAAGCCCACCAGCUUCCAGCCCCAGCCCUUCAAGGCCUCCAGCACAAAGGGGCGCAUGGUGAUGUCUCGAGGUGGGGAGCUAGUAAUGGUGCCCAAUGUUGAAGCAAUCCUGGAGGACUUUGCUGUGCUGGGUGAAGGCCUUGUGCAGACUGUGGAGGCCCGAAGUGAGAGGUGGACUGUGUGAUCCCAGCUCUGGAGCAAGCUGUAGACGGACAGCAGGACAUUGGACCUCUAGAGCAAGAUGUCAGUAGGAUGACCUCCACCCUCCUUGGACAUGAAUCCUCCAUGGAGGGCCUGCUGGCUGAACAUGCUGAAUCAUCUCCAACAAAACCCAGCCCCAACUUUCUCUCUGAUGCUCCAGCAUUGGGGCAGGGGCGUGGUGGCCCGUGUAGUCUCCUGGGCCUGACCAUCCCAGAAGAGUGGGAGCCGGCUCAGAGAAGGAACUGAACCCAGGAGAUCCAUCCACCUAUUAGCCCUGGGCCUGGACCUCCCCGCGAUUUCCCACUCCUUUCUUAGUCUUCUUCCAGAAACAGAGAAGGGGAUGUGUGCCUGGGAGAGGCUCUGUCUCCUUCCUGCUGCCAGGACCUGUGCCUAGACUUAGCAUGCCCUUCACUGCAGCGUCAGGCCUUUAGAUGGGACCCAGCGAAAAUGUGGCCCUUCUGAGUCACAUCACCGACGCUGAGCAGUGGAAAGGGGCUAUAUGUGUAUGAAUAGACCACAUUGAAGGAGCACAAUGCCCUCCUGUGUUGAUGCCACUUCCCAGGGUGGAGACAGUGGAAAAGAACCGAGGACAGGAAAGGAUUGGGUAGGUGAAGGGGUCGGGGGACUGGUAGUCACCCAAUCUUGGAGAGGUGCAAAAAGCACUGGGGGCUACCCGUUAGCUGCAUCUGCCCUGGCUGUUUGCCCGUUCAUGUCACAAACUGCCACUACUAUGUACCUGCAGUGGGGUUGCAGAGAUGGGGGAGACUCAAGUCUUACUCCCCAGGAGCUCCCAGGGCCCAAGGAGGAGAAUGCUGCCUCCUUUCAGUCUGGUCUACACCCACUUUCUGGUAGCCUCUCUGCUUCCUGUAAUUCUGGCUGUUUUUCCAGACUCAGCUCAAAUAGUGCCCCUCCUUAAGCCCAUCCCUCGCCCCCAGCCUGAGGUGAUCUUUCCCUCCUCUGAACUAUUAGAGCAGUUACUGUCUGUUCAGUUCGUUUGGCAGGCACACACAGUGGCAUAAAUUCUAUUGUUUUGAACUCUGAUUUAAAAUUAAAUUGCAGCUGGGCGUGGUGGCUCAUGCUUGUAAUCCCAACACUUAGGGAGUCAGGAGAAUCACUUGAGCUCAGGAGUUCUAGACCAAUCUGGGCAACAGAGAGACCCCAUCUCUUUUAAAUAAAAAGUUAAAUUGCUUAA